AUGAAUGUUAUCAUUCAAGCACUCUUCUUGGUUGUAGUUCUUGCUGAAGACUUGAUGCUUUUUGAGGAUGGAACACUUUAUGAAGGCUUUGAGAUUUUGAAUCCAGACAACUUGACUGUUGAGUGUGAGUACACUAAACGCUCCAAUUGGGUUGCAACAACUAUGAAUAAAGACCAGAUGAUCGUGUUUACAAAGGAAGGCACUGUCAGUACUAAAGUCGCUGACAAAGACAAGUAUUAUAAGUCAAUUAGAUUCAUGGUGAGAUACGACAGUGAUGACGUCAAGGAGAUUCCAGUCAACGUAAAAAUCUUUAACGAGACAUUCACUACUUUAUACAACGCAAACAAGCUAAACACCAUCUCUGGGUACUCUGUCAAAGUGAAGAAGAACAACAGUCAGAAAAUGACAAUUAAACUUGACAACUUCGAUUUGAACGACAAGGUCUCGACUAUCAUCUUUUCUUUGCCCGAAGAGAACUCGCAGUCGAUCAAACUCCUUCUUGACCAAAUCAGACUUGACACAAGAGAUUCGCAAAACAGCGAGUAUGAUGGGACCAACGAGAACGCCGCUUCAUCUUUGUUGUGUGGAUCGGCUCUUCUUUUUUCUGUUCUUUUAGUGAUCUUCUAA
Entamoeba invadens IP1 is the source of this 627-nucleotide messenger RNA. RefSeq lists its product as hypothetical. Bases 1 to 627 code for a protein of 208 amino acids. Lineage: Eukaryota; Evosea; Mastigamoebida; Endamoebidae. The transcript has a single exon. The record is from RefSeq and is a predicted model, not a curated record.